AUGACAGACUUCACCCUCAAUCUCCACCAAUCCCACUCCCUCAUCACCACUCUCCUAGCCCACAUCCAUGCUUUUCCGACAGAGCGCUUGCUGUACCAUGCUCCCGUCCUCGACCGCAUCUACAUUCCCACUGCAGAGGAGAAGGAUGCUGAGCGGGUGGAGGAAAGGAGGAGAGUAUGGAGGCAAGAUGAAGUGUUUGGAUUGAGAAAGUUUGUGGAUAUUGUAGAGCAUCAUGAGAGUGUACUACGGAAUAUGAUCGAUCAUGGCAUACCUCCGCAAGAAGAUCCUCUUCCCUCAGUCCAAGGCAUGGAAACAUUCUGGAAGAUCCUCAUUACUACCGAACCGCCUAUAGUCGGGGUCAAAAUGCCGAUGGGCGGCAACGCCGGCGGGGCUUUGACACCCAAAGGUCAAGGAAAAGGGCAGCAGAAGAAGGGAGGAAAGAAGAAUAAGGACUGUUGGGUGGAUGUGAUUGCUCGUGGUGGGAAUGAGUGGGUCAGGGUGUACAGCAAGAAGAUCUCGCAUCUCCUAGCAGAGUUCCGCGAACAAGAUUCGUAUGUCAACUCGGACUUUGACUCUUCGUCUGAAGAUGAAGGAGGAGCCUCGGAGCCCAAGAAGACGAAUGGCGACCACGACCCAGACCUCUCGAAUUCCCUUAUGCAAACCGCCCACGACCUUCUGCGUGCUUCCGCCUCCGCGCCGCGUAUACCUGGCGCUUCGCAGCCUGCCUUAACGAUUUGGCUUACAAGAAUACCAGACUCUCCCGAAGAAUGGCCCGACAGGCGGAUCCCCAAGACUUUGCAAGCACUCGGGCAUUUGGGCAUCACGGUCCGCCACCUUUCACCACCUGCCCUCGACACCCUUACUGGAUAUCCAGUGCCAAAGCGGCUACAGCCGAGUAUGAAUAUCAACUUUGAUAUCACCGCCCUCCUCGGUCUGACUUCCGACGUCUUGCACUAUCCCCUCCCGAAAUCGCGUGAAGAAGCUGGUGCGCGUUCGCUCCGACCUGCAGGCGAGCUUCUCGGGACAGGCUCCCUUGCUCGUGGUCGGGAUGGGACUGGUAGAGGAAAAGGAAAGGGGAGAAAAGAAACGGACGCCGAAGGAGAGGAAGGCGAAGAUGAUGUGCUCAGAGGCCAAAGUCAGAAUUCGCGCGAGCUGUAUCGGUGUAUACUCGAGGAGAUGGGCCGCCCUUGGAUCGAAGAGUUCAACUCUGUCAUCCUCGCCGCCUGGCAAUCGCACCCUUCCUACUCACCUUCCUCUUCGACCCCACCCCCCUGCGAAUUUUGGGCGACGAAACAAGCCGCGCAGUAUACUUUUGAAGCUCUUACGUCUGGGCCAGCUCAUGGAGAGGGUAUGGAGCAGAGGAGGAUGAAAAGGAUGUUGGGGUAUGAGGAGGGGGAUUGGCUGGAGGGCUCGAGGUAUGAAGGCAAGGGUGGUAUUUUGGAGGGACUGAAGAUUAGGGUGUUUGAUGACGAGGAUGACACGGUUGGGGAGCAAGUGGACAAGACAGGUCUGCAUAAAACGCUUGAAGCUAUCUCGGGCGACUUUCUCCAAGACUAUUACGCUUCCCUCGCCCCACCUCCUACGUCCAAAUCGUCCAAACUUCCAACUCCUUCCCUCCCAAACUUCCUCCAGCCCAAGAAACUGCCCUCCCCGCCUGUCGCCAAGAUCACCCUACCCUUCCCCGUCGUCUCCUUGCACGCCCUGCAUAGAGGGGCAAAAGAAGGGAUGACUACGGUGAUGAUGGGGACUGCUACGUUCAAGGAGGUGUGGGGCCAGGGGAGAUGGAAAGUCCGAGGUUGGGAGCGGGGAAGCUAUGACCUCGCAGCUGUUGACGAUGGGGCAGGUGGAGAGGAAGUAGGGGAGGAGAGGAAAGAGAAGGGAAGUGCGGCGGUGAUGAUCUUUCCCUACAGGGUGUUUGGAGAGGGGAAGAGGGUGAGGUUUGAAAAGGGUGAUUACGCUUACCCAGCGUAUCCUAAUGCUGAGUGA
Messenger RNA from Cryptococcus wingfieldii CBS 7118, 1986 nucleotides. RefSeq lists its product as hypothetical. The record is from RefSeq and is a predicted model, not a curated record. The transcript has 3 exons. NCBI's taxonomy places the organism in Eukaryota, Fungi, Basidiomycota, Tremellomycetes, Tremellales, Cryptococcaceae. The coding region runs from base 1 to 1986 and encodes 661 amino acids.